Molecule: messenger RNA, 4326 nt
Organism: Volvox carteri f. nagariensis
Lineage: Eukaryota; Viridiplantae; Chlorophyta; Chlorophyceae; Chlamydomonadales; Volvocaceae
Exons: 18
Coding region: 1-4326 (1441 amino acids)
Biological process (GO): regulation of DNA-templated transcription
Molecular function (GO): double-stranded DNA binding
Source: RefSeq, a predicted model, not a curated record
AUGAGUUCUGGGAUACAGAGUAUUGGCUUCGGUUUCCUUGAUCCAGGCGCUCACUGCACGCGUUCAGCUCGAUUUGCCGUUCUUGGAGGAUAUUGGAGGAAGGCAUCCGUCCUUAGCGAUUUCGGUCCCACGGGCUCAGCCACUUCACGGCGUCCAUGCGCACCAGCUUCUGCAGCCACAGCCGCAGCCUUAGCCACAGAACAAGGAUCACAGGGUGGCGAUGGCGCAGGGCCAACCGACACGGCUGACCCAGAUGCCGUCCUGGACGGCUUCGUCUCCGCCUUCUCACUACCCCGCCAGCAGCUCCGCAUGGUGUUGGAGCGACAACCCGGGCUUCAGCGCGCCAACCCACAACUCCUGGCGCAGCGUAUCGACGCGUACACACGCGCCACUGGCCUUGACGCCUACCAGCUGCUCUACAUGGUCGCCCGCCAGCCCACCUUCCUACGGCUCUCCCCAUCCAUGUUUAAGGAGCGCUGCGAGGCACUUGCUAAGAGCCUGGCCCUGGGCCUCGAUGACGUGUUGAAGCUGCUCGUAUCACAGCCGGCGUUUCUGGAGGUCCAACCUGACUCGUUGCGGGCAGUUUCGGGGCGAGUGGCGGGAGAGCUAGGGGUGCGGCCAGGAGCCGCGUUGCGGGUGCUGGCGCGGCUGCCGCCGGGGGAGUUGCGCGGCGUUUUUACGCGGCAGCAGCCAGGGCUUCUGCGGGAGCGACUGACGGGGCUGCGGCGGAUGCUGUUGAGGAUGUUCGGGCCGCGGCGUGCAACGCCGGAGGCGGCGCUGCUACUGGUGGCGCGAUGUCCGCCGCUGCUGGCGCUGCCAACCAAGUACGUGGAGUCGUCUCUGGCGGCUCUGAUGAGCAUUCCGCCGACGAAGGGCGCGAUGACUGCAGCGGCCGCCGCAGGUGGCGGCGGCAGCAGCGGCAGGGUUCGUGGCCGCUCCAGAAUGCUCCGCGCCAUCCUAUCCUGCCCCCAUGUGCUGACGUUGCCGCCAGAGACGCUUCGAAGCCGGUUCGUAAUGCUGGCAGCUGCAACGCGCAUCGACAUGCCGGCUGUAAUUUCGAUGCUGCUGUUGCAGCCACGCCUGCUGCUUGCUGACCCGGCACGAGUACGGCAACGGUUGGAGGGGCUCACCUUUUCGCUGAUGGUGCCGCGCAGCGCAGCACUGGACAUGGUUGUACGGCAGCCGCAAUUGUUGCUGUACACCACGGAGUCGCUGGCGGAGAACUGGGCGGGACUGCAGCAACUUUUAGGUAUAACGUUUGACUCGGCACUUUCCAUCGUGACAAGGCAUCCCAACAUCCUGUGCACCUCCCCGGUCAACCUGACCUCCAAGUUGGCCGCCCUGGAGUCCAUCUUUGCGCUGCCCCGGCCCCGGGCUGUGCUGCUGGCGGUGGAGAAGCCGAUCAUCCUCACCAUGUCGGAGCAGCGGUUUCAGAACACCUUUCGAGUUUUGGCGCCGAUUCUGGCGCUGCCCAGCCCCGCGCAUCUGGGCCGCCUGGUGUGUCGGGAGCCGUACCUUCUGCUGGAGAGCACCGUACAGCUGACGGGCAAGGUGAGUCUGGCGGCCUCGCUACUGGGCAUAUCGGAGAGCGAUGUGGGCGGCAUGUUGGCGCGUUCUCCUAACUUCAUUACCAAGGAACUCAGCUACUGGCAGACCAAUCUGGACACGGUGACGGGGGGUCUGGGUGUCAGCCUGGAGCGAGCUCGUGAGGUGGCGGUACGGCACCCGUACCUACUGGCCGCGGAGCCCACGGAGCUGUUGCGAGUGGCCUCGGCCAACAUGGCCCUGGUCCGCAGCUCCCCCGCCUGGAUGAGCGCACUGGAGGGGGCUGACGCGGAGUCGCUGUUCAAGUGCCUGGCGGGAUUCAACGACCGUAACCGGGAGCAUCUGCAGUACCUGGCGGAUGCGGGGCUGCAGUCGCAGGUGUCCUUCCUGCACCCUGUUAUUUGGGACCGGGUUGCAUUCACGAAGCGCUUCCCGCGCUUUGCGAAUUGGCAGGCGGAGCAGCGCGCCGCCACUACGGCCCGCAACGGCUUGCCGCUGCCGCGACGGCCACCCGCAUGGCCGCCAGCUCUCAGCGCUGACGCCGCCGCUGCCGCUGCCGAUGCUUCCGGGGACGCGUCUGAGAGUGCCGAAGCCGCUGAGGAGAACGAAGUCGAGAACGGGUCCGAGCCUGGCGUCCAGUCCGCCGCUGAAUCGGUAUUGCACAUUGACGUACGGAAUACGGUUGCCGCUGUGUUUUCGGAGGCAGCAACAGCAAGUGAUGACGUGGUAGAUUCGGAGCUGACAAUAGGCAAGCAGCAGCAGCAGCAGCAGCGGCAUUUGGAUUUCGCAAGCGGAACGGCGGGUGGGUUUGAUUUGACGGAUGGCAAGGAGGUGAUGAUGGCUGUUGGCGGCGGCCGCGGUGCAGGGACAGGACCAGCGGGGAUGCGGAAAUACAUCCCUAGGCGACGACAAUCGGCGAAGGCCGACCAUGAGCGCUAUCAGCUGCGCCAGCUUAGCGCAGUAGACCGUGAUGACGACAGCGGCUCGGGCCUCGCGUUCUAUCCGCGAGGAGCUGAGGCUAGCGGAAAGGGAGGGAGCAGCACCGGCCUCACCGGGCCCUGGGCUCCGCGCUUGGGUCACUGGGAUUGCGUCUUUGUUACCUGGCGCUUUACAGUCUUUAACAUGCGAGGCCUACAACCGAACAAAAUAUAUGAAGGCCUUCAGCGAACAUUUUGUUACGAAGACUCCGACCCGAGUUGGGGCUAUGUAGAGCUUACGGCGCCACACAGGCUGGCAGAUCCAGCCCAGGGCUGGCUGGACGAGCAAGGGGCGCUGCAUUUGCGAAUCGAUUUCUACAGGGCCGAUGACAUCCUUCCUCUGACUAACCACCUCGGCAACAUCAUCAUCAGCAACAGCCCGGUCGUCCGCGUCGGUUACCUUUUGAAAGGGGCCCAGUAUGACUCAAGGGAGGAGAUGCGGACCGUAGUGCUGGCUGCCCAGUCCAUGAUGCCGCCAAGUUGCCGCCUCCAUAGUGCCCAUAGCGGUCCUGAAGCAGCCGGAACGGCACUCGUCUCUUGGCUACAGCAGCCAAAGCUGCUACUGCGCCGGCUGGUGGAUUACUCUUCAGUGGCGUGUCUGGCGGCUUGGUUAUGGCGGCACCGGCCCUCUGCGGCGCUGGCGGUUGGCGUCGCCAUUGCCGCCCGAACCAAGCGUACACGAAUACUCAUCUGUUCCUCGGCCUUCCGCACCAACCUGGUCCCUCGCAGUGUGAUCCAUCCCAGCCUACUUCAGCGGCAUCUGCCAACGCCAAGAAGCUGGAGGCAACUGUCCAACCUGCCGGCGGCAAUGGCAGCGGCAGCGGAGCUGGGCCGGCCUCGGCCACUGCGGCGGUGGCACAGGGCACGACAUGCGUCAUUAAUGCCAGGAUGCAUUGGGCAGCACGUUCUCAACCCCACCCUCGCCACGGUGGAUGGCGCCAAGGGCAGCAAUGCCACGUCCUUCGCCGCGCCAUGGCAACACCCUCGCAACAAUCAGCUAUUUCUACUGAUGCCGAUUCUGACUCUGGCGCAGCGUCAGCAGCAGCAACCGCAGCAGGCUAAGCUGUACAAGAAGCAGCACUCACUAGAUAACCAGUACGAUUCCCAGCGGGAACAAAUCCCGUCCCAACUAUCGCGGCAGCUGCAGAACAGUUAUCCGGGCCGCCAGUCGCCACCUCCACAAGAAGAGGAGCGUCGCCAGCAGCAACAUAACAAACGGCAGCGGAGCCAACUGUACGAUCGUCAAGGUGGAGAAGAACGAGAAUGGGCGCAAGAAAGCCGCCCUUCUGAUGGCAAAGAGCUGCAUCCUCAGCGGCAGUCGCAACUGCAGGAAGUGACGCAGCAACAACAACAGCAACAGCGGGAAGAGGUACAGAAGCAGGCGUCGCAGCCCCAAACGCAGGUGCUUAGGCAGGCGCGGUGGCAGGAGAAGCAAAACAAGUCGAAGGGCCGAAGUGCAGAAUCGAGGGACGCCGCUGCCACCGACUGUGAUGGUCAUUUUGCGCCGUGCAGCAGCAGCUGCAGCAGCAGGAGCUUAGACAGCAGCUUCAGUUGUGCCGUUGACGCCGCAGUUGCCAGCAGCGGCAAUGGCACCUUUAGCGGUGCGGGCUUGACCUUGGCCGAGGCCAGGAGCGGGCUCGAGAGCCGCACCAGCUGCAUUAGUGAUGGCGGCGUCGACAUCUCCAUCAUCGUCCAAUGCCCGCUGGGUCAACAGCCUCUGCGCCUGCACGGGUGUUGCUGCGGAUCUACCGACUUUAACAUCAACGGUGGCAGCGGAGCCAUUGCCGCGAUUGCUGCCGUAUAA